Molecule: messenger RNA, 2837 nt
Organism: Macadamia integrifolia
Lineage: Eukaryota; Viridiplantae; Streptophyta; Magnoliopsida; Proteales; Proteaceae
Exons: 4
Coding region: 1645-2637 (330 amino acids)
Biological process (GO): lipid metabolic process
Cellular component (GO): membrane
Molecular function (GO): oxidoreductase activity, acting on the CH-CH group of donors
Source: RefSeq, a predicted model, not a curated record
CUCAAACGUCGUCCUUCGUCCCUAUGUCUGAGCUCUGAGGCAACCAGAGUCGAGAGGCUAAAAGUUUACCUUUCACGUCUGGCUAUCCCAAUGAAAACUCGGGAUCACCAGGGGCAACUGCAACAACCCAAAAGGUGCUCUCGUGAUCUGGAGCUACAGUUCGAUAUCCAAACAUCUGUGCGAGGAACAGACGGUUAGUGGGAAGAUUAAUGAAAAUAGAUGGCACAAAUUUGUUUUGUGACCUUCGGAAACGUCAGAAACUUUUGUGACAGCCGAAAACUACCCUUAAACUAAUUGAAGGAGUAAUCAAGUAGGAUAUUCACAAAUUCACGGGAGCUGUGAGACAUGGGCACGGUUGACCGCAAGUUCUGAUUCCACAUUUCAAAGAUGCUUCCCCGAUGGGAUUUGUUUCUUCUUCAUUGGACCCAGUGUCUACCACUCAUUUGAGGAUUAGAAUUUGUCCCACUCCAUCAGCAGCAGCCCCAUCUCCGGCGAUGGAUUUUAUUUCAGGAUUGGGCUAGAGUUCGAUGCACAUGACUUGUCAAUUUUUGGCAUCCGAGUUUUAUGUUCUGUCCUAGAUUUCACGCUCUUCUCAAACUUCAUUCACUUGGCCAUAUCAUAUUACAUGGGUAUAGUUAUCGCUGAAUCCAACGCCAAACAUGAUGGCAUUUCCAAACUCGCACCCUCUCGGCCUCUCCCCUGCCCCGCUACCCCGCUAAAAGAAAAAGAAAAAAAAAAGAGGAGGCCGGGUCACCACCACCCACCCAUGACCCAACCCAAGGAAGAGAUAAGCAGCGGAAAAUUACAAAAAAGAACCCAAGCCCCACAAGCGACAUAAUUGACUCCCUCUGCUUCCACUCCGUACGCUAGAGGAAAUAAAAGAAUGUAACUGUCCCCAAAUUAAAGCAAGGCAAUCACGGAGAUGAGAGAUUGUGCUCCAAAGUGGUAAGACUUGAAAGUGUUACAGCUUGGGGUUCUUCUACCAUAAAAGAGUUAUAGCUUGGGGUCAUUGUAGAAAGUGAAGAUUCUCAUCGUUUCAGACUAGCGGACCUUUCGGCGCAAGCAGAAAAAAAAAAUGAUGUGGACUGCUGUUGUUUGGUUGGUACUUGGUAGGGCAAGGGCGUGGGAUUUGGUUAUAUGAAGUGCUUUUGCCCUUUCUAGUUGCGACACGACUCGAGAGAGAGAGAGAGAGAGAGAGAGAGAGAGAGAGAGAAGAAUCAUUAACGGCACUACCCCAUGCCACAAAACAUCAUUGCAGACACCACGGGCAUUAAGGCUAAUCUUCAUUGAUUCAUGGUGAAGUUCAGACUCCAGAGUCGAGAAGGUGAAAAGAAAAUAGUCAAAUAACAUUAACAACUUUUCGCUCCUUUACCCGAGAACACCACGAGCGGGAUCGAUAAACCAAGAGAUGGAAAUGCGAAAGCAGAGUGGCAGUGGGGGCCAGGGUCAGUGUAUGUUAUAAAAGUAGCCGUUUCCUCGCUGCCAAGGGUCACUGCGUCCCUGAUGAUCGCCUGAUUUUAGACGAGAAAAUCGAAUAGACAAGACUACCUGAUCAAAUUCUUCCCUUCUCCUUCCCACGGGCAGUCCAGACUCCAGAGUCCAGAUUCCAGCAACAACAACCUAGCCAAAAUCCGAUAAAAAGGGAUGGGGAACUUGACCAACGCUGUGAUAGCAUUCCUGGUCCCUCUUCCCUCCAUAGUUUUCUACCUGUCUUUUCUCCGCCAAUUUUCUGCCCCUGGCCUUGUUCGUGGCAGUACUGAUUCGGAAUCUGUCCAUCCUCCUCCCCUAUGGGCCUGGACCUGGUGUGCUCACCACCCAUUCCUAUUGGCAAACUUGCUCUUCUUCCUCAACGUCAAUGUUCUGUUCUGGCUUAUUGGCCUCAUGCAAUCAAGCAAUUGGAUGAUAGAUCUAUAUUGGACUGUGAUACCAGUCAUGCAAGUCCACUACUACGCAACACAUCCUCUUGCGCGGUACAACCAGUGGAGAUCAGCGGUGAUUACUGUGCUGACCUGGGUAUGGAGCAUCAGGCUCAGCCACAACUACUUUAGGAGGGAGAGAUGGCAGUGGGGUGCAAGAGAGGACUGGAGGUUCACCGAUUUGCGGCGACAGUACGGGAAACACUGGUGGUGGGUUUCUUUCUUUGCCGUCUAUUUAUCUCAACAGGUGUUUCUUAUUGGAGUAUGCCUGCCGAUGUACGCCGCCCACUCCAUAGAAAAACCAUGUAACGUGUGGGACUCCAUCGCCGCCAUCGUCUGUACGUGUGGCAUCGUCGUGGCUUACUUCGCCGACACACAGCUCUACGAGUUUGUGGAGAGAAACAAAGCCCUGAAAGUGAAGGAGAAAGAGAAUCUCGAUGAGGGCUUGUGGCGCUACUCCCGACAUCCCAACUACUUUGGGGAGCAGCUAUGGUGGUGGGGUUUAGCCCUUUUUGGAUGGAACGUGGGGCAUGGUUGGACAUUCAUCGGCGCUCUCAUCAAUAGCCUUUGCUUGGCCUAUGUCACAGUGCUUGUGGAGCGCCGCAUGCUUAAACAACCACACAGAGCCGACGCAUACCGACUGUACCAGAAGACCACCUCUGUUUGGAUACCUUGGUUCAAGACAUCCCCUGAACGAGCUCCCAAAGAUAAGGACACCUGAGUGCCUUUUCACCUGUCUUGCUGUUUGUUUGCCCCCUCCUCCUCCUCUCUUGCUUCACCUUCUUUUCUCUAGUUUUAUUCCUUUGGUUCUGGUUCGAUUCCGCGUCACAUUGCCCCUCAGUUACAGUCAUGUACUGGUCUGCAUAUUCAAACUGUUAAAACUGUUGGACUUUCGCAGACAUUAAUUUCAUUUGAACCUAA